This is a messenger RNA of Lineus longissimus, 3783 nucleotides long. RefSeq lists its product as uncharacterized. The transcript is spliced from 8 exons. Bases 250 to 2700 code for a protein of 816 amino acids. Gene Ontology annotation, cellular component: nucleus; Z disc; actin cytoskeleton. Gene Ontology annotation, biological process: positive regulation of actin filament bundle assembly. Gene Ontology annotation, molecular function: actin binding. Lineage: Eukaryota; Metazoa; Nemertea; Pilidiophora; Heteronemertea; Lineidae. The record is from RefSeq and is a predicted model, not a curated record.
CAAUGACCUUUCGUCAGCCACCAUUCGCGAAAUCGGUAAGGCCAUAUUACAGUGAUUACAGCUUUGGCGCGGAUAGUCUUCUGGAACGGGAUUUAUUGGUCACCUUGACUAUCUAUCACCGAUAGGAAUGAUGUAACAUGCUUCAAGUUUGCAUCUAAAGAUUGCCUCUGUGUAGAUUUGUUCAAAAGUCUAUUACUACUCGUAAAAGACAGGACUAUUAUCUUCGGAUUGUGUACAUUCUCAUUAGACAUGGAUAUAGCACGGCAACACAGGUUGUAUCAGGAUCGAUAUAACAAGAUGGACGUGAGGCGAGCAGCGUUCAUGGACGUGAUGGGCGGUGAUAAGGGCGUCCUUGUCUAUCUCAAGAGAGCACCGCAAACACAGGUCCGUAAGCGCAGUAAAGCAGCUCUGGGUGAUAUGCAGGAAGGGGACAUCCUCCUCGCGGCCAAUGGCGUCAACUGCCAGUACCUGAGCCACUCAGAGGCAAUGGAGACCAUUGAUAACAGCGGAGACAGACUCGUACUAGAAAUAAUCAGGAUGCCGGGAGGAGACCCUCAAGCCCAACCACCACAACAGUCACAAGGAAUGGUAUUCAACGGGGGCGCGCAGCAGAAUUACGCUCAGCAAAGAAGCACACGGACGACCGUCCAGCAGAGAUAUGGCCCCGCUGGCGUCAAGGAAACCCGGACGGAGACCAUGACGACUCAGGGCCCGUACGGUGGACCGCAGACGACAUCGGUCAGGCGGGAAGAACGAAGCUACGGCGGUGGCCCAGUGUUACAACAAGUCGGCAACAACUUCCAACAACCUUCCCAGUUUCAACCACAGCCUUCCCAAUAUCAAAAUCCGACAUCACAGUUUCAGGCACCGACAUCACAGUCAGGAUUCAGCGGAGGACAGCCAUCGUUUGGUGGUAACCAGCCUUCCGGUGGCGGUGGAGGGGUACCAAUGUUCAAGGUCAAGGAUGUCAAAGGUCAACAGCAGCAGUUUGGGCCGUCUGUAGUAGGCAAACAUGUUGACGACCGUGGUGCAAUAACUCUGAACAUUGCCAUGAGUGGUCAAACGGAGAAGGAGAACAUCUCUCCUCAGUUCCAACCUACUCAAUACGAGCAGCAACAGGAGUUCGGGAAACCACAACAAUGGCAGCCGCAACAGGAAUACUACGAGCCUCAGCAAGAGUUACCUGGCCAUGACAUGAUGGAAGGCCCACCACCACCGGUUCCGCUUUGGGAGGGCCACCAACCGGGCCCACGGCAGCAGGAAGAACCCAUGCGACCCUAUGAAGAAAUGGAUAGUGGUAAUAAUCACUACGACGAGCAAUAUUUCGAACACGGGAUGGAACCGGAGACGUAUGAUGUGGCCACGCCGAAACUGAUGCCUGCCACGCCAGGAAUGAAGCCUGUUUCUCUUUCGAAACUGUUGCAGGAAUCAUUUGAUGAAACGCCACCAGAAUCCCCCUCCAGGCUAAGAAAGACACUCGUUCACAGUCCUUUCUUUAAGAUGAUCUUGGAUCCAUCUAUAGACUACACCACCGCCUCGAAAAAAGUAUACUCAGAUUCAGCAUUUUUCGAAGACUCUUUGCAAAGCUUCCCCACAGUUGAAGAGCAAAUCAAGCUGGCCCGAUCAGUGGCGAAUGUUCUCACCACGGAGGCCGCCAUGCAGAACUCCAGAGGAGCUAAAAUGUUCACCAAACGAAAAGAGAGAGCUGAGAAAUGGAUUCAUGAAAACGAACUCGAGGGCGAGCCGGGGGUGGCGGCACCUAACAAAAACAUAUCAUCGCAGCCUGCGGGGCAGCCCAAGCAUAAGAUGUACAAGUGUAUCGAUCCUGACGAACCAGUCCGGGCACCCACAUGGAAACCCACACCGCCGCCGCCACCGGCCCUCUUGCCGAAGACAAAAGACGACUAUGGCCCAACCAAGUUGCCUUCAACGAAGAACGUCAUCACGCCGGAACAACUUGAACAGAUCAAGCUCCGAGCACCAAAGUCGCAACAUAAUUCCGUUGCGCCCGAGAAAUGCUUCAGCUUAGCUGCAGCACUUCAUGCCUCGAAAGGACGGGGUGGACAGAUCUUUGCCAAACGUCGAGCCAAGUCAGAAAGCUGGGUCGUUGACGAAGAUAACGUGAAGAAAGCACCUCCGAAACCGCAGGUUGAUCUUUCGGCGGUAUCUCAAGCGCGGGCGGGGUUGAAGAAGACACCGAAGCCCUCGAAGACACCUUGGCAAGCGGCCAUGGAGCAUCCACACGGUGAUGUCGACCCGGCUUUUGAACAUUUAGCUUCCAACAAGAGGCACACGAUAGGCAGUGAUGUGUUUGAUAGCUUAACACGGAAGCAGGGAUGGCCAGAUCCCGCCCUACCCAACAGCAAAACGAAACUAGCCGCAGAGAAAAAAGAAGGUCCCGACUUCAAAAAUUUUAACCGAAAAGCGCGAGGUUGGGGAGGUGGUGACAACGAUAAUGAAAGAUGGUCGACUUCAAGUGUAAAUAGUGAGGACUCUGGGUCAAGGAAAGCUGAUACUCUGCCUAGGUCGGUCUCCUUCAAGAUGGAGGACGACGCCCGGUCGACGCCCACGUUUAGCCCUAAUAGAUUACAGUUUGAUUCGAGCAGAGGACGGAUGCAGCCACAGAUACCCCAUGGUGCUACACCUCCGCGUAUGGCUUUCCCUGUAGGGGGCGCUUCGAAGGGUGCUACUGACCUUUAGGUUUGCGGGCCAUCGUGUCAACAAGGACAGUCUCGUUCAGAGGACUAUCAUCUCCGUCAUCAGUAUUAGUGUGGCAUGAACUUGUGUGGUCUCCAAAUAAGGAACAGUUUUAUAUGCGGGACACGAGGUUGGAUUAUUUGACAUCAUUCACUCAUCCGAAAUAUGUGGUUGGAUAUUCUGCUGAGCAGACGAGGCGUGUUGUUGGGGGUUUGAUAGAUUUGAUUCUGUAAAUAAGUGUACUAUAAGGAUUGCUGAGACGAUUUCGUAAGAUUGUGUAUAGAUUCAUUAGUUAAAGGUAAAUCUCUUGCUACAACUACGUAAAUACUAGUUUACAAAUAGCAUGCAGAAAUGCCUUCAAUGGAGUGGGGUUUUGAUAUUUGCCCGCGGGACUAGUCGUAUAUCUAUUUUACAGGAGCUGUUUAUAAUUCAUGAUGGAUAAUUGAUACUGAUUAACUUACGGUGAUGUUCAGCGGAGUGCUUUCUUAGAGAAAAAAUAUAAAAAUAUGCUUCAAUUGAUAAAAUGUUGCCGGAUAUCAAAGCAACGAGGAAUGUUCACUGACCACGCUUACGUAAUCUUCUCCAAUCAAAUGCUUCAAAAUCAUGACGUCACAAAAGGAUUAAUUAUGUCGGUAAAUUGUAAAACACGAUGGAUUUCGUGAAGACGCUAUGUGGGUUUAUACCUUUGUUCAUUAGAUGACGAGUGCUGUCCAGAAGGGGUCGCAGGGCCUGUUGUGACCAAGUGGUACGAGUGUCAUGAGUGUGGUGUUUUGUGUUAGAAUAUCAUGGGGUGGUUGGAUAGGUAGAUGGGGGAGGGAGGGGGGAUACGUGUGCUUACCACUCCCUGGAUAAAAGGCUAUUCCCUAUAUUUGUAGUACGACCAAAAACAAAAAAAAAGAAAGCAUAAUAACACAAGGAUACACCAAGCUCUGCAUCAAGAAGCAGAUACACUUUGCUUGUAUCCCGUGAUUUUGUCUUGCGAUACGACGAGGAUGAACACACAAGGUUCACUCGGCAUAAGCUUGCAAUUUGGCAAUAUAUAUAAAUAACUAUUAAAACAACAUUAAACGUUAUUUUUGAGCACAA